AUGUGGAUACUGUAUUGUUCUUUCUGUUCCAUCUGUCUGGAUGUGUUCACUGAUCCGGUCAGUAUACCAUGUGGACACAACUUCUGCAAAAACUGCAUCACUCAGUACUGGGACAUGAAUCAGAGGUGUCAGUGUCCCAUGUGUAAAAAAAUGUUCAAGACAAGACCUGAACUCCAUGUCAACACCUUCAUCUCUGAGGUGGUCGCUCAGUUCAGACGUGAAGUUCAGCAGAAAGCCAGCAGCAGCAGCUCAGAGCAACAAGCUGCCAAACCAGGAGAAGUUCCCUGUGACAUCUGCACUGGAACCAGACUGAAGGCACUGAAGUCCUGCCUGGUGUGUCAGGAGUCCUACUGUCAGACUCACCUGGAGCCUCAUCUGACAAAGAAAGGCCUCAAAAGACAUCAGCUGAUUGAGGCUGUGGAGAACCUGGAGGGCAGGAUGUGUAAGAAGCACGAUAAACCUCUGGAGCUGUUCUGUAAGAACGACCAGACAUGUGUCUGCGUGCUCUGCUCUGUUUUAGACCACAAGAACCAUGAGUUUGUUCCUCUGAGAGAAGAAUAUGAAGGAAAGAAGGCAGAGCUGGAGAAGACAGAGGCUGAAAUUCAGCAGAUGAUCCAGAAGAGACGACUGAAGAUUCAGCAGGUCAAAGAGUCAGUGAAGAUGAGUAAAUGUGCUGCAGACAGACAGAAAGCAGAAGGUGUUCAGGUCUUCACUGCUCUGAAGGAGUCUGUUGAUAGAGGCCUGAAGGAGCUCAUAAAGGAGAUUGAAGACAAACAGGAAACUACAGAGAAACAGGCUGAAGGUCUCAUCAAAGAUCUGGAACAGGAAAUCUCUGAGCUGAAGAAGAGAAGCUCUGAGGUGGAGCAGCUGUCACACUUUGAAGACCACCUCCACCUCCUCCAAAGCUUCUCGUCUCUGAAAGCUGCUCAACCCACCAAGGACUGGACAGAGGUCAGCAUCCGUCCACCAUCAUAUGAGGGGACUGUGGUGAGAGCUGUGGAUCAGCUGGAGGAGACACUCAGGAAACUCAUGAAGAAGAAGCUGCCUGAGGCUGAGCUGAAGAAGGUCCAGCAGUAUGCAGUGGAUGUGACUCUGGAUCCUGAUACAGCAAAUCCUUAUCUCAUCCUGUCUGAUGAUGGAAAACAAGUGUAUCAUAGUGAUGUGAAGAAGAAACUUCCUGACAACCCAAAGAGAUUUACACGUUAUUGUAAUAUUUUAGGAAAGCAAAGUUUCUCUUCAGGCAGAUUUUACUUUGAGGUUCAGGUUAAAGGAAAGACAAAAUGGGAUUUAGGAGUGGCCAGAGAGUCAAUCAACAGGAGGGGAAAAAUCCCACUGUCUCCUCAGAAUGGUUUCUGGACUGUGUGGCUGAGAAAUGGAAAUGAGUACAACACAUUAGAUGACACUGAAGUCCCCCUCUGUCUUCAGCCUGGUCCUGAGAAGGUGGGGGUGUUUGUGGAUUAUGAGGAGGGUCUGGUCUCCUUUUAUGAUGUAGGUGCUGCAGCUCUUAUUUACUCCUUUACUGGCUGCUCCUUCACUCACAAACUCCACCCAUACUUCAGUCCCUGUAGCAAUGAUGGUGGUAAAAAUUCUGCACCUCUGAUCAUCUGUCCUGUCAAUCAAACUGAGUCGAUAAACAAAUCUUGUUUGAUGAACUGAUUGAUUUUUAUUGAAGGGAACAAAUGAACAUAUUCAGUGUAAAUACUCUACAGUCUCCAUGUUUUCUACAGAAUAUUAUUAUCGGGAACUCUCAUUCACACUUUGAUUUGAUUCUCAUGGUUUUAAAAGUUUAAUUGAGACUCGAGCUGCCAGACAGGAGGAAAAGAGGACCUGAAAGGAGGUUCAUGGAUGUAAUGAAGGAGCACAUGCAGAGCCUUGGUGUGUCAGUUUAAAGUUUGUCAAUCUGAUUGUAACUGGCUUUUGUUGCGCUUCACUUGCUUUCUCUCCAUAUAACACCACUUAAAUGUAGCUGACCACAGCCGCAGCGUCCACUCAGUUAUACGGCGAUGGCGCCCUCUAGUGGUCACGGCAGAGUUCAUCGGCACAAAAUGAGACGUUUGAGU
This is a messenger RNA of Oreochromis niloticus (Nile tilapia), 2060 nucleotides long. Its product is annotated as E3 ubiquitin-protein ligase TRIM21-like. The transcript has a single exon. Gene Ontology annotation, molecular function: zinc ion binding; protein binding. The record is from RefSeq and is a predicted model, not a curated record. Bases 1 to 1656 code for a protein of 551 amino acids. Lineage: Eukaryota; Metazoa; Chordata; Actinopteri; Cichliformes; Cichlidae.